AUGUCUUUCCAUUUUAUUGCAGGGCUGCAAGCUCAGACUGUCUUAGUCAAUGACACAGUCUCGGGGUUUAUCGGGACAGACGUGGUCCUGCACUGCAGCUUCACCAAUCCGCUCCCCAAUGUGAAGAUCACGCAGGUCACGUGGCAAAAAGCCACCAACGGCUCCAAGCAGAAUGUGGCCAUCUACAACCCUGCCAUGGGGGUGUCCAUCCUCUCUCCGUACAAAGAGCGGGUGACUUUCCGGAACCCUUCCUUCAAAGAUGGCACCAUUCAGCUCUCUCGGCUAGAACUGGAGGAUGAGGGAGUUUACAUCUGUGAGUUUGCUACCUUCCCAACUGGCAACCGAGAAGGUCAACUGAACCUCACUGUUCUGGCCAAGCCCACAAAUCGGAUGGAGGGCACCAAGCGGCCACUUAUCGCGAAGUCUGGCAGGACAGAAAAGAUCUUGGUAGCUACCUGCACCUCCUCUAAUGGGAAGCCCCCCAGCACUGUCACCUGGGACACCAAGCUCAAAGGGGAAGCGGAGUUUCAGGAGAUCCGGAAUAGCAAUGGCACUAUCACAGUCAUCAGCCGGUACCGGCUGGGGGGGGGCCAGCAGCUCAUGUGUGUAGUCAACUACCAGCUGGACCGCUUCACUGACAGCAUGACCCUCAACGUGCAGUAUGAGCCAGAAGUCACUAUUGAGGGCUUUGAUGGCAACUGGUUUCUCAACCGGAAGGAUGUGAAGCUGAUAUGCAAAUCUGAUGCCAAUCCCCCAGCUCACACCUAUGAAUGGAAGCUGCCAAACGGGACUCUGCCAGGGAGCGUGGAAAUCCAGAACAACACCAUCUACUUUAAAGGGCCUGUCUCCUACAGCGUGGCUGGCACCUACAUCUGUGAGGCCUCCAACGCCAUCGGUACACGGUCGGGCUUGGUGGAAGUCAAUGUCACAGGCAAUUUAGGGAUUGUCAGUGGACCACAAAACCUCUUUCAAGAGCUGCAUGCAAUAAAUGGAGUUCAAUCUAGUGAGCAGCCAGCCUUGGGAGGAAAAAAAAACAGAAGGCUGAUGCAGAGAAAACCCUGCAGCGUCUUUCCCCCUCCCAUCUCCCCGG
Messenger RNA from Eurypyga helias (sunbittern), 1090 nucleotides. RefSeq names its product nectin-1-like. Gene Ontology annotation, cellular component: adherens junction. Lineage: Eukaryota; Metazoa; Chordata; Aves; Eurypygiformes; Eurypygidae. Gene Ontology annotation, biological process: homophilic cell-cell adhesion; protein localization to cell junction; heterophilic cell-cell adhesion. The record is from RefSeq and is a predicted model, not a curated record.